Molecule: messenger RNA, 1344 nt
Organism: Vidua chalybeata
Lineage: Eukaryota; Metazoa; Chordata; Aves; Passeriformes; Viduidae
Gene: COPRS
Product: coordinator of PRMT5 and differentiation stimulator
Exons: 4
Coding region: 278-826 (182 amino acids)
Cellular component (GO): nucleus
Molecular function (GO): histone binding
Source: RefSeq, a predicted model, not a curated record
UGUCUCGAUUACGUGGUGGUGUUGGGUAAUGGUUGCACUCGAUGUCGGAGGACUUUCCAUCUGAAUUGCGUCUGUGAUUCCGAAGCUGUGCGCAGUGGGCUCCGCAGCCAAGGCGCUCUGGGCGGUGGCGGCGUUGCAGGCACCGAGGCCGGAGCGAGAGGAGUGGCACCGUCCCUGCCAGCCUCAUCCCGGUGCCGCACCGUGUCCCUCGGGCACAGCCGCGGGCCCGGCUGCUGCUGCCCAGGGGCGGCGAGGGCCGGCCGGGGCCUGGCGGUCGAUGGUGCUCUCAGGCCGGGCCACGGGCCCAGCUCCGAAGGUGAUGGCUGCCGCCUCUGAGGCUGCAAACUCUGAGGGGAAACAGCUUCCUAAUAAGACAGAAACUAUGAUCUGGAAGCCCAGAAAAGAAUGUUUCCUGCAGAAUAUUCCAAAUGUUCCUGAUGGCAAGUCUGAAGAAAGUGAAUCUGCUUCAACCUCCCCCAAUGAAGGUGAUGUCAGUGGCUCUAUUGAUGAGGGCUGGUACAAUAUAUAUGCUGAUCUGGAUAUGUGGGAUAGUGAAGUUUCCAAUGUACCUGAGUCUUCAGGGCAGCAAGAUGCAUCUGAGCAUGAGGUGGAGGACUGGGAUAAAGAAUUGGAGGAGUCUACAUGUGGUCCUUAUGAUGCUGACGAUCUCUCCUGUGGAAGCUUUGAGGAAAAUAAUCUUUUCGGCUCAUACGUAUGGAAGGAGGAUUGGUUUUACAACCCAGGCUGUCACCACACCCCUUGCUUUGUGUUUCCACCACGAGUUAGAACAUUUGAGAAGGGCCAGUUUGAUGAUGCUGAUGAAUGAGGCUGAGUCUGGUCAGAAAUAAGUUUGGCUUCUGUGUUGGAUUAUGUUCUUCAGCGACUGAGCUGUGCCAAAUCCCUUGGCUUUUUUGCAGAGCUGGGCCUGAGGCCAGAAAUGCGACACCAUCUCCAGAGUUUUGCUUAGGCUGUUUCUGAGCUGUUCAUAAACUGCCCACCCUUGCCCUGGAGACAAGAGUGCAGGUGCUGAGUGUAAGGAGUCCGUGCAUUUCUGGAGGUUUUGUUUGUAUUAUAUAGACCUAUGUUGCUAAUUAAUUGCUUGAGGAGAAGUAUUUAAUUUCUAAACUUCAGCUUGUUUGCCAGGCUUCUGUCAGCUUUGACAUGCUGAUCCCUGUGUUUUGUGCAACUUUUAGUUUUCUUUUCAUUUGAUGCUGUCAGAUUGGUUUAGAUAGCUUUAAAAACUCUCCCUCCUUCAAGCUUGUCUGUUGUAUUUCCGUAUGGUUCUAAAGUCCAUUUUUGAUUCUUAUAUUGGUGUUUAAUAAAAUCACCUGUGGCAAAUACAGA